Molecule: messenger RNA, 2289 nt
Organism: Dalotia coriaria
Lineage: Eukaryota; Metazoa; Arthropoda; Insecta; Coleoptera; Staphylinidae
Exons: 4
Coding region: 1181-2191 (336 amino acids)
Source: RefSeq, a predicted model, not a curated record
AAUACCAACUCCACUGUGAAUAAAUCGGCAGCUAUCUCAAAAGUCAUUCCUACAGCUCAGACGAAUCACGAUAAAGUUGCCAUGAAAACUUGCAAUGAAACCAAAGAAAAUAAUCUCCAGCUAUCGAGAUUGCCUGAUACAUCUCAGCACUUCACUCAGCCUGUAGAAAUACCUCAAAAUAUACCUUCACUACUUGAUAUUACGUUUAAAGCUCCCAGCUUAAAAGAGCGGAAACUAAAACUAUUGAAUUUACCACUUCGUAUUUGCCGUGACUUUGAACGUUGCGGAAAUAUGAAUAGUUGUACUUUUAUCCAUCAACUUAAUUCGAAUAUGUUCCACGGCUCGUACGCGGCGCAACAACAACUGUGGAAAAUCAUGAAGUGUAAAUUUUAUCCAGGCAAACUAAAUGUUAUCAAAGCAGUACUGGAACAGUUUCCUGCAGCGUUGGCAAGUGCCGGAAAUCGCGAUGUGUUGAUGUUAUUGAUUCAGGAUGCUCUGACUUUUGAAGGUCUUGUUUUUGAGCGAGAAAAAAUCGUUAAGGAAAUCAUCAAUGCAUUGCUGCAAGUGAAAGUGGGCGAUGAAUAUUUAAACUACGAGACCGUUAUUGAUGAGAUCCUCAAGUACAAUAACUGCUUUCAGAAGGAACAAGGACGUCAAGCAAAGACUCUUUGUGAUAUAAUAUUAAGUAUAACAGUGGAACGUGAGAAUUUUUUACAGUAUUGGCCACUUUUAGAGAAGAUGUUCGGGUUUUUUGAAGGAAAACUUGAUUUUGAAGUGGUUAAUAAAAUCAUCAGUGCUUGCAUGAAUGAUGACGUCUCAUACGAGUUGGUUGACAAUGUGUACAAGAAACUGUUGAAAACUGACUUGGUUGAUCAGGAGCAGUUACCCGCAUCGCUUUUGUUAAUGUUCGUUGAGACGAUGCGUGUGAAAGCCGAGGAAAAAAUCGCCAAAGCGGAAUCACCUGUAAAACAAGUAAAUAUCAAUGAAAUGAUGUUAAGAGACCUAUUUACGCAAUGCACCAAUGCUGAAGAACUCAGUAAUUUCUUACAUGAUCACUGCAGAGAUGAAGAUUUCCAGGCGAUGAGUAUUCGAACAGUUGACGAUAUUUUGAAGAAAGAAUUAUCAAUGAAAACAAUAUAAAUGUUCACAUGAUGUUUUUAAAGAUUCCGUUUGUAAUAGUAUGCUUGGUGAAGUCAGUGUUGAGCUGCGCCGGCUUUUGAUGGUGCUUGCUCUUCACUUGGUGACUUUCAUGAGACAACAUCAAUAUAAUAACGAUUUUUCCUAUGGAAUUUCUGCUGAUUUGUUAGGUCUUUUCGAGGAGCACUUUGAAGAAUUGCAUUGCACUCAGGUUUACUUUCCUGACUACGAGGACGAUUGUCUAAGGAGUGUUUUGAUAUUUUCCCGACUCAUUCACGGCAAAAAUUUUCCUCUGGCUUUACGAUGGAUAAAAACGAAAGGAUUUGUUAUUCCCAGCGAGGACAUGAAGUUAGCGUUCAGUUGGUUCUUCACCAACUUGCGGCAACUUUUUAAUGGAAUGUACGCAUCGGGAAAUUUCGAUGAAUGCAAAAAUCUAAUUGUUUUAUUGAUGAAUCAUGGUUUUGACGUGGAGGGUCAAAAGGUAAAACACAACUGGAGUAUGUUCGAUUAUUAUCGGACUUUUAUCAAGCAGAAAAUCUUGCCAUGGCGGAACAACGAAAGAGAUCUGAUUGCCGACGCGCAUGAAUCUAUAUUUAAAUUUUAUAAGCAUAUUGAGUUGAGCGACUUGAGAAAUAUAUUAGUAUUGUUGUAUCUGAAAGAGAAUUGGAGUCUGCUGCCCAAAUCGGCGGAAAUUCUCCACUUUUGUCAGGAUUUUUACAAACAAAAUGAGGAAACUAUUUUUUACAAUGCGCAUUUGUCAAUAACUGAAAUUCAGCUGGUUACGCACAUUUUCUUCUAUAAAAUGCUCAGGCGUAAUCAAUGUGCUAUGCCCAUAACAGCAGAGUACGGAGAGUUGCCAAACGGGGAUGUUCCCAACGUGCCAUUUGUGAAAACCAGCGGGGUGUGGGACACUGAAAGAUCGCUGGCGAAGCGCGUUAACUACGCACUGAUCAAAUUCACACCGGGUUCAAUCUCGAAAUUCAACGGCACUUUUCAGGUUGAUUAUGUGAAACACUUACUGGAACAGAUUCGUCGACGUGUGCACCCUCUCUGAGGCACAAAUAAUGCUAAAGAAUUUCACAUAUUGUUCAUUUUAAGUUUAAGUUAUCUUAUAUUUGAUAUGAAAUAUAUUUUGCGUUACAUUUUUAUAAA